Messenger RNA from Ylistrum balloti, 1863 nucleotides. Its product is annotated as sodium- and chloride-dependent glycine transporter 2-like. Gene Ontology annotation, cellular component: membrane. Lineage: Eukaryota; Metazoa; Mollusca; Bivalvia; Pectinida; Pectinidae. The transcript has 14 exons. Gene Ontology annotation, biological process: sodium ion transmembrane transport. The record is from RefSeq and is a predicted model, not a curated record. Bases 1 to 1863 code for a protein of 620 amino acids.
AUGACGGAGACCAGUGCUGUCAAUGUGAAAUGGACAUCUCGAUUUGAGUAUAUUGUAGCGUUACUGGGAUACUCCAUUGGUUUACCAGAAUUCUGGAGGGUACCAUACCUUACAUUCCGGAACGGAGGGGGCCCUUUCAUUAUCGCCUACAUCCUGUUGAUGCUGGUGUGCGGCCUGCCUUUGUACUUCCUCGAGUUAGCACUUUCGCAGUACUCUGGUAAAGGACCAUGGAAAUUCUGGGACAUCUGUCCACUACUACGAGGGAUUGGAAUCGCUAUAGCAGUUUUCAAUGGUAUAAGCUCCAUAAACACUGCUAUAAUGGAGGCCUGGGCUUUUGAGUAUUUCGUGAACUCCUUUAAAGCAGUCCUGCCCUGGACAAACUGUGACAAUGACUGGAACACCCCGGCAUGUUACAAGGAGGGCUCACACGACAUUGCUGGGAACGUCUCUUUGUAUGACAACAAUAGAAACUUGAGCAUGGUGAACUUGACGUAUUCAUUAACGGCGAUUUUUAAACAGAAUGAAACAAUACAACAUCCAGUAGAUUCCGUUAACGAGUUCUGGCUAUAUCGGAUCCUGAAGAUAUCAGAUGGGAUUGGCUUCCUGGGAUCUAUCAGUGUUUUGUUUGUUGUUUACUUGUUUGUGAUACGACUAAUAGCUGCAAUCACCAUAGUGAAAAGUGUCGAAAGUAUGGGCAAGGUAUUGUAUAUAACAGCACUACUACCUCUAGUUUUGGUGAUAGUAAUCUGGAUACGGGCCUUGACUUUACCAGGUGCUGCUACAGGGAUGUUGUAUUUUGUAUCGGCUGACUUCGGAAGGUUUGCUGAUCCACAGUUGUGGAUAGAAGCCUCUUUCCAGACGUUCAUAACACUUGGUCCAGGCUGGGGAGGGCUGAUGAUGAUUGGAGCUCAUAAUAAAUUUCACACGAACUGCUUCCAGUCUGCUGUAAUUUCAACAGCGGCGACGUUGACGUUUGGGCUUCUCAAUGGUCUCGUGGUGUUUUCCGUGCUCGGUGUGAUGUCAGAAGAGAUCGGCGUCCCAAUUAAAGACGUAAUGACCUCAGGUGGAUUUUCCAUAGGAUUUAUAGCUUAUCCAAAGGCUCUGAGUUAUUUCCCCUUACCACAACUUUGGUGUGGAAUCUUCUAUCUGAUCAUUCUGCUUCCGGGACUGGAUGCCAUGGCGAUACUUACAGAACCUUUUCUGAUGAUCUGUGAAGAAUUGUUCCCAAAGUUUUUAAACAACAGAAGGAUUCCUCUACUGACUGUUGUCAGUGUUGUAAUGUUUUUACUUGGUCUACCACACGCUACACAGGCAGGAGUCUACAUAUUUCUUCUAAUUGACUGGUACACUGGAACCUGGAGCGUGAUGUUGAUAUGUAUUGCCGAGUGUGUCGUGUUUGCUUGGGUUUAUGGUACACACAGGAUCGAUCGUGAUGUCCGACUGAUGCUCAAAAGGCCACUUCCAACCAUUGUUCGAAUCAGCACUGCAUUUAUUAUGCCUUUUUUUCUCACGUGUCUCCUGGUUAUCAGCGUCUUUACCUACAAGCCGCCAUCCUUUGGAGAGUAUAACUACCCUGUGUAUGCCCAAACAUUAGGCUGGUGUUUUACUUUUUCGUCCGUACUACCAGCUAUUUGCUACUGUGUGUGGGUCACUACCAAAGCAGAAGGAACAUUAGGGGAGCGUAUCAAGCAUCUUGCAAGGCGUUCGUCAAAGUGGAUACCAGCCGAUGAGAAGGCCGGGGAUAUAUAUCGGGAUUCGGAGCGCUCUGCGGAAUAUACCUGGAAACAACUGUUUUGGUUUAAUCUAACUGGACGAGGGGGCAUUGUUAUAAAGGAAUGUACGGACUCUGUACCAAUGUUAUAA